Messenger RNA from Drosophila montana, 667 nucleotides. Its product is annotated as cysteine-rich DPF motif domain-containing protein 1. The coding region runs from base 130 to 606 and encodes 158 amino acids. The record is from RefSeq and is a predicted model, not a curated record. The transcript has a single exon. NCBI's taxonomy places the organism in Eukaryota, Metazoa, Arthropoda, Insecta, Diptera, Drosophilidae.
UAGAAACUUGAAUGUUUUUAAUGUUAGAUGUAUUAAUUGUAUAUAUUCCUAGGCUAUCUAAUUACUAAAGUUACGUCUCGUACUAUUGGCCAAGCUCUCCUACUUGUCUUUACUCUUGCAGUGGUCGCCAUGACAGAUGAUUCGCUCGGCAACAGCUUCAACGCCGAUGAUGAUGAUUUGAAUCUUGACAACGAGGCGGCAGAGAUUAAGCGAUUGCAGCUGCCGACUUCGACAGAGCCCCUGGCACAGGAUGAUGAUGAACGUGUGGCGAACGUCGAGUUCAAUUGCAGCGCUUGUGAUAUGCACGAGAUGGUGCAUUUCUACGGUCGGGUGCCACCCUUUGCCUUGGGUGUCAAAUUUCGUGAGGAUAACUAUGUGUUACGCGAUCCAUUCCAGGCGCCUCCGCCACGCUGGCAAUCCAAGCCAGAGUUUUAUGUGUCAUUGGGCGCCAAUUGCGCUAUCUGCGGCAAAGUUGUGUGCAAGGAUACGUCCUGCAGUUUUUAUUAUACUAAGACCUAUUGCCUGCCUUGUGCCAGGGCCGAACUUAAGUCUUGGCCCGUUGAGGCGCAAAGUCGGCUACGCAAGCAACUGGCGGCCAAAAAAUAGUAGCAGUGAGACUGAGUCGUAUAUAGACAGCUUUUAAAUAUAUACAUUACAUUACAUUAUA